AUGAAGACAACCCCCUCCAAAGCCCGGAGGAACGUAGCAGGUGCGCCGUAUCGUCUGCACCGUACUCUACCCAAGCUCCCCCCUGUUUUAGACGCCGUUAUGCCCAUUGCAACUCAAGACACAUCCCCUGCACCGGAGAUUGGAAACCAGACCCUAGACGGAAGCUCGGCGUUGAUCCCCAGCGCGUCGACAAGUAUCAUAAAUUGCCUUCGCCGCAAGCUUCGAGGUUCGAACACCAUGUACACUUGCUAUCAAGUUGAGAACUCGUCGCAGUCAUUCCAUCCAUCUCAAAUACAAUCGGUCAAACCCAGCGAAGGCGAUGUGUUUGUCCACACUCUUACGCCAGGAGGGCUGAACAGCGUUUGGACUUGGUCGCAGGAGACCUGGACAGUUAUUACUCAGGGGGGGAAGCACCCAUCGCUCGCGAACUACGUCUUCUCAAUGGAGAAGGGUGCAGGAUGGGUGACAGUUAAGAGUUACAAUACCUAUCAAACCAGAGGAUUGAGGCGGGCGUCCCUUCCUAGCACUUCAUCUGGAGGGAUGGGCCUGUCUACCAUGUCUAUAUAG
Coprinopsis cinerea okayama7#130 is the source of this 567-nucleotide messenger RNA. RefSeq lists its product as hypothetical. NCBI's taxonomy places the organism in Eukaryota, Fungi, Basidiomycota, Agaricomycetes, Agaricales, Psathyrellaceae. The record is from RefSeq and is a predicted model, not a curated record. The transcript has 3 exons. Bases 1 to 567 code for a protein of 188 amino acids.